This is a messenger RNA of Suillus paluster, 1488 nucleotides long. RefSeq lists its product as uncharacterized. Bases 85 to 1311 code for a protein of 408 amino acids. The transcript is spliced from 4 exons. The record is from RefSeq and is a predicted model, not a curated record. Gene Ontology annotation, biological process: mitochondrial respiratory chain complex III assembly. Lineage: Eukaryota; Fungi; Basidiomycota; Agaricomycetes; Boletales; Suillaceae. Gene Ontology annotation, cellular component: mitochondrion.
CUUGAAAAAGGGGUCACUGGUCGCUUACAUAAGCCAAUUUUUCGUGAACUCGGAGAAGUGCAAGUCUGCUUACAGUUCUCUGGCAUGUCUUCACAGCAAUUUCUCGUACGUCGCGUUAUUCGUUCAGCACACCAAGUAAAGGGAUACCCCCCUUUUAAUAUUGCGCAUAGAAAUGUACGCGUGAUUUCAUCAUCGUUGACGCGCUCAGCUGCGGCUGCACCAAAAUUGAAACCGACUUCAACGUCUUCUCCUCCAUCUUCCGAGUCUGUGCCACAGCGGGAGCAGUCAUGGCUGACCACGAAAGUCAAAUCUUCUCCACUCCUUUUCUCAAUAUUCAUCUCCGUAGCACGCGUCCUUGGCUAUGGCUCACCGCAACAGUUUGCUAACCGGCGUGCUCUACACUUGUACAACACCUUAUGUGCCACGCAUGCUGAUCAGCAGUCUGCAUUUUGGAGAGAAGCAUGCGCUCUUCCGCCAACUUUCCAGUCCUGGUUUACAAUCACAAACCUGCAUGUUUGGCUGCUCACUGUCCGACUACGUGCCCUUCCUGCACCACAUGGGACAAAGCACAUCCAAGGGCUCAUUGACCACUUCUUCCAGGACGUCGAAGAACGCUUGCGUGCUGUCCUCCAGCCAGGCCUCCUACCCCCUCGUUCUUCUUCGCCAUACUCACCAAGCCUACCUAGCAGUGCUGAAGAUGGUUCUUAUCUCUCUCCCUAUCCACACAGCUCCUUUUACACCACCCCCACCCCUCUUGCGUCCAAAAGCACUUUUCCUUCAACCAAAGCCUACAAAGAGGCCGUGAAACUCGAGAAACGUUCCCGUGCACCCGAAAAAUUGAUCACCAGGCAGAUGAAAAUUCUAAAAGAACAAUGGGCAGGGAUGGGAAUGAGUCUCGACCUUGGCCUUGUGAGGGGCGAUGCCGAGAUGGCUGCAGCAGUUUGGAGGAAUUUACUUGGUGCGCGGGGUGCAAGCGGAAUCGGGUUGGGUCAGGAGGGUGACGGGAGCAGUUACAGGAGAGCGGUUAAUCUAGUCGGUGGACUUGUUGAGGACGUGAGCAAGGUGGAUGUGGAUAAGGAAGAGUUGAAGGACGACAAUAGCGGUGUCCACGAUUUUACUCCUUCGGAGAACGACCGGUACAUCACCUAUCCUGAACUUAUGGUCACACUUGUCUCCUACAUCCGCCGUGAAAGUUUACGACUGGAGCGUCUCGAUGACGGUGCCAUCAUGGGACCACAUCGCGUCGGACGAGAGGGUGAAGGCGUCCAGAACUUGGUAUGGGGAGAUAUUGAAAACGCUGUGCGGAGAUAGCACGUCAGACAGUCUGAUUCGCAGCCGUAGCACCUAGAGAGUAUAUUACAUCACACAUGCCUGAAUUCUGAUGCUUCAUGCUUGUACGGUAAUUCUGAUCCUCCGCCCCAUCUUAGCUCCAUCUUAUCUUUUUAUGUUUUCGCAUUUAUGGUCGUGAAAUUUAGAUUCGCGUGUUCG